Messenger RNA from Andrographis paniculata, 1534 nucleotides. Its product is annotated as stemmadenine O-acetyltransferase-like. Lineage: Eukaryota; Viridiplantae; Streptophyta; Magnoliopsida; Lamiales; Acanthaceae. The transcript has a single exon. Bases 41 to 1384 code for a protein of 447 amino acids. The record is from RefSeq and is a predicted model, not a curated record.
UUACAAACUAAUCUUUUCUUACAUUUUGUUUUGUUCCAAUAUGGAGAGGAUCAUCGUCUCCAGCGAGAACAUUAAGCCAGAUUUGCCAACGCCCCGACACUUGAAAACUCACAAGCUGUCGUUGCUCGACCAGAUCAUGGCAUCAAUUCUGGUCCCAGUCGUCUUCUACUUUCCUUCUCCUCUUCCUCAGUCCUCUAAUCACGACCUAGACUUAUUCAUUUCUCAUACUACACAGCAACUCAAAAAAUCCCUUUCAGUAGUUCUGACCCGAUUCUACCCUUUCGCCGGGAGAGUCAACCUCGACGACAACGGCCACUCCAUCGACUGCGCCGACCAGGGAGUUCAUUUCACAGUCGCCAAGUUCCCCGGCCACAACCUGUCCGAUCUUCUGGAAAAUCCAGAUCGUACUGAUUUGCCGAGUCUCCUCUUACCAGGGGUCGAAUUUAUUUACGGGGAAGUUGACCCGGAGUCGAGGGUCCUGAUGAUCCAAGUCAACUAUUUCGACUGUGGUGGCAUUGCCAUGGGAGUUGUUUUCUGGCAUAAGCUUGCUGACGCAGCAACUAUGGCAAAUUUCUUGAUUUCAUGGGGAAAUGCCAAUCGAGGAUCUAAACAUGUUGCCAGUCCUAAUUACAUCUUCCAAAAUCUGUUCCCCCACAGACCCGAAUUGGUCAACCUGCCUCAACCCACUCUUCAGCUGUCGACCAAAUGGGCGUUGAAGCGUUACGUGUUCGACGCCUCUACAAUUUCAGUCCUUCAGCGGCUCGAAUCUUCGGGCAGCGUAAAAAAUGUUACAAAGGUCGAGGCUGUCUUGACAAUCCUCUGGAAGUGCUUCAUGGCAGCAUCCCUCGAAAAUGGCAAAUCAGAAUCCUCCCUGAUGCUGACAGUCGAUCUUAGAAGGAAAGCCCAGCCGCCUUUUGCAUCCGACUGCUUCGGUAAUUUCAUCUCGUUUCCAGUAGCAGAAAGUAGAAACCAUGAUCGGGCAGACCUGCCGAGAAAAUUGAGGGAUGCAAUAAGCAAGAUCGAUGAGAAUUUUGUUACCAGUCUGCAAGGAGAUGGCGAUUUCAUUGGCAGGCUUCAGAAUUUCUUUGGCAGCAGAUUGUUAGCCCCUGACGAAUCUGAUAUUCUUUUCAUCUCCAGCUUGUGUGGUUUCGGGACUUAUGGCAUUGAUUUUGGAUGGGGAAAUCCAGUUUGGAUUGCGCCGUGUUGCGAUACCAGCAGUGAUUUGAAGUCGAAGUCGCUGCGAAUGGCAAAUUCAGUAUGGCUAAUGGACACGAGAAUCGGGCAUGGCGUAGAGGCAAUCGUCACUCUGAAAGAGGAGUAUAUGCCGGCGUUUGACCACGCCAUGAACGUGCUCCAGGGCCUUGCUGCAUCCAGCCGCAUGUGAUCCGACGGCGGCGCGUGUGGUGCUUUCUACUUGAAAAAUCUAGAAAUAUCAUGCUAAUUUUGCUAUUUCUGUUGUGAUUAAAUAGUAUCUGCUUUGCUUUAAGUUUGUUAGCUUGGUUAUAUGUUAUAUAUGCUGUGAUGAAAUGCUAGA